This is a messenger RNA of Prorocentrum cordatum, 2673 nucleotides long. Lineage: Eukaryota; Dinophyceae; Prorocentrales; Prorocentraceae. The record is from the annotation of a GenBank genome assembly.
AUGGGGGUGGCCUUCCCUGCCUCGCGGGCCGCGGCCUUGGCAGCCGCACUCUGGCUGCUCCGACGGCACCGCUGGGUGGUCCUGCGGCCACAGCUGGUGCGGAACGACGUGGUCAUGGGCAGUGCGUCCCCUGCGGACUCGGGGCAGCCGCGGCCAGUGCAGGCCCACCGCAGCCUGAGCUCGCGCAGUUGGGCUAGGCAUCGUGCGCCGCGGAGGGCGCGCAAGAAGCAGAUCACGCUCGCCUCCUUCAACGGCUCCUGCUGGCUCAGCUGUCGGCAGUUUCUGGAGCAGAGCGCGGAGGGCAUCAUGGUCGUGGCGGCCCAGGAGCGCAAGGCUUUCUUCAAGUGGGCCAGGGACGCGCUGGUCACCUCGCCCACGCAGGUCUUCAACUAUACGAAGUUGCGCGGCUGGACUCACUCGGAGUCGUCUGCCAGCACGUCGGUCCAGGCCUCACCUCGCUUGCGGUCGCAGGCUCAGGAGGUCGCUGACGGGCAGAUGGACCUGUGGUGCGGCAUCUGGCAGGGCACGACAUGGGCGCGCAUGGUGGCGGCUCGCUCGGUCCCCCUGGAGGUGCUUCAGGACGCCUGGCAGCUCCAGACGCCGCGAGUGUUGCUGGCCAAGGAGCCGUGGAAGAUGGUUGUGGGCCCUGCUGGAGCGCUGGCACUGCAGCUGCGCAGACUUGGCUGGACAGCAUCGUCGGCACACCUGUGGCGCACGCGGCGCGGCAUCGCGCUCGACUUGACCGAGGUCUCGCCGGCUUGGGUGCGCACCUUGGCGCUGCGGGACUACGAGCUUGACGGCUGGCGUCAAUGGGCUCAGCGGGAGGAGCAGGCGCCUGAGGACCCUGCUUGCCGCGUCCCCAGAGCCCCUGACGGCUACUGGGUCGAGCCGAUCCGUGCCCUCUUUGCAGAUGCCAAGGGGCGUGCUAAGUGGAAGCUGUCGCCGUUGGCCAUGGCAGCCCUUCGCUCCACCAUGAUUGGCCAGGCGUUUGGCCCGCUGCCUGGCCACGAGCAAAGCGUCCCUCGGGCCGAGCUGUUUGCGAUUUUGAAAGUGCUUCAGGCCGAGCGACCACGGCUCCAGCGGCGCGCCGCGCAGCUGACGGGCAUAGAGAUCCAUCCAGACGAGCUGCUGCCCCUCAUCAAGUUCGACCGGCCCAGCGAGCAAGUCUCAGCGGAGACCGAGUUUGAGCUCGGGCUCCACCUGGACGUCAACAGCGGCUUCGCCCAUCGCGCCUGCACGCUGAUGGUCUACCUCAACAGCUGCGAGCGCGGCUUCACGGUGUUCCCGUGCGCGGGCGACGCCGAGAGCGGGGCGCUCGGGGUGAGGCUCGCCUCGUCCGGCGCCACGCACACGAACAGCAAGGCGGUCGUGAGCCGGGGCCUGCAGGGCGCGUCCGUCGAGCUCAUCCGCCGCGCCGCCGAGGAGCCCAGCUCGCUGCGGGUGGCGCCCCAGCGCGGCAAGGCCUGCCUCUUCUUCAACCUGCUCGGGUCCCGCGCCGCCGCGGGGGGCGCGGAGGACGCGCCCGCGGCCGACCCGCUGUCUUGGCACGGCGGGGGCGCCGUGGCCGGCGCGGUGGGCAAGUGGACCCUGCAGUUCUUCAAGGAGGCGCGGCCAGACGUCGGACGGGGCCAGGACGAGGAGUACCCGGUCUUCGAGUCGUUCGACGACUACGACCUCAAGGAGGGCCUCCUGCGCGGCAUCUACUCCUACGGUGGCUGCCUCAGCGCUACCAGGGGGGCCAAACCCGCCGCGUCGUGCGCGGAGGGCGGACACGGCGGCGCGUGCUCUGCGGCCGAGGGCGCUGGCGUGCAGGCAGGCGUUGAAGGAGGCGCCGUCUAUUUCGCCAACUUGCACAUCGGUGCCAACCAAAUGCUACCAGCUCCGCCCUCCGGUCGGGCAGUGGCCGUGACGGACCUCAGCCCGAUCGCCGAAGGACACGCCGUCGUUGUGCCCCGGAGGCACGCAGAGCGCUUGUCCGAGCUCAGCCAGGCGGAGCUCGUGGACCUCUGGUGCAUGGUGAGGCAGGUGCAGGCCGCCGUGCGGCGGCGCAUGGGCGCCACCGCCUUCAACAUUGCGGUCCUUGACGGCCAGUCCGCGGGGCAGCCGGUGCCGCACGUCCACGUGCACGUCGUGCCCAGACUUCCUGAAGACCACCUGGGUGGCGACCGCGUGCACGAGCUGAUCGAGCGGUGGACGCCCGCGCAGGACGCGGCCGCGGGCAGGAGCACGUUCCAGGCGCCCGCCGACGAGGACAGGCGGCCGAGGACCCUGGAGCAGAUGGCCGAGGAGGCCGCUCGGUACCGCCCUGCAGCACUCGCGGCGGGAGGUGCCCCCGUCCUCGGGGAGCCCGUGGCCUUCGCGAAGUUCACGAUACCGGCCGCCUCGGUCUUCUAUCAGUCUGCCUCGGGGCUGACCGUGGCUUUCGUGAACUUGAAGCCCCUGGUGCCUGGGCACGUUCUCGUUGUGCCGAAGAGGGUCGUGCAGCACAUCGCGGACCUGACCGACGAGGAGCUCGUGGACCUCUUCCUGGCCGUUCGGGACGUGCAGGCGGCGGUGUGUGCGGGGCACGGCGCCGACAGUGCCAACAUUGGCAUCCAGGACGGGAGAGACUCUGGCCAGACCGUGCCUCACGUGCACGUGCACGUGUUGCCGCGGCCGGCCGCGAAGUUGUGA